AUGAUAGAGCAGGUACCGAAGUCCGAAGACACUAUAAAAGUGUAUACAAAAUGUGUAAAUUUUGCUGCUGUGAAGCAUCGAAAUCAACGUCGGCUAGAUGCAGACGAAACGCCGUACAUUAAUCACCCGAUCGGUGUUGCUUACAUUCUCACUGAGGCAGGAAUAUUCGAUCCGGAGGUAUUGCAAGCAGCCAUCCUGCAUGAUACGGUCGAGGAUACGGAUGCAACAUUUGAGGAGAUUGAAUCCCUGUUUGGUCACAAUGUAUGCUCCAUUGUCCGAGAAGUAACGGAUGAUAAAUCGUUACCAAAACAGGAGCGGAAACGCUUGCAGAUUGAGCGUGCCUAUGGCAAGAGCCACCAGGCAAAGCUGGUGAAGCUUGCUGAUAAAAUAUACAAUUUACGUGAUCUGCAACGCUGCAAACCCAAGAACUGGACAGACGACAGGUGUCGUGAAUAUUUUUGCUGGGCAAAAAAGGUUUGCGAUAAUCUUAAAGGGACGAACGAAACGCUUGAAUCUAUUUUGGAUGAUAUAUUUCGGCAGGAGAAUGUCAAUUGA
This is a messenger RNA of Anopheles marshallii, 555 nucleotides long. It is a transcript of the gene Mesh1, whose product is annotated as guanosine-3',5'-bis(diphosphate) 3'-pyrophosphohydrolase MESH1. Gene Ontology annotation, molecular function: guanosine-3',5'-bis(diphosphate) 3'-diphosphatase activity. The record is from RefSeq and is a predicted model, not a curated record. NCBI's taxonomy places the organism in Eukaryota, Metazoa, Arthropoda, Insecta, Diptera, Culicidae. The transcript is spliced from 2 exons. Bases 1 to 555 code for a protein of 184 amino acids.